This is a messenger RNA of Leptonychotes weddellii (Weddell seal), 3195 nucleotides long. RefSeq names its product RAN binding protein 3 (gene RANBP3). Lineage: Eukaryota; Metazoa; Chordata; Mammalia; Carnivora; Phocidae. The record is from RefSeq and is a predicted model, not a curated record. Gene Ontology annotation, biological process: protein export from nucleus.
UGCGCACGCGCGGGAGUUUCUGGCAGAAAGCAGGCGAGCCCGGGCCGGCGCGGGGCCUUGUGGGAGGGCUUAAGGAAGUAAAAUGGCGGACCUGGCGAACGAAGAAAAACCUGCCAUUGCUCCGCCCGUCUUUGUGUUUCAGAAGGAUAAAGGACAAAAGUCCUCUGCAGAGCAAAAAGACUUGUCGGAUUCGGGAGAGGAGCCUCGGGGGGAGGCUGAGGCCCCCCACCAUGGCACGGGUCACCCCGAGUCAGCUGGUGAGCAUGCCCUAGAGCCUCCUGCCCCCGCUAGCGCUUCAGCCAGCACUCCUGAAGCCCAGCUUCUUCCUUUCCCGCGAGAACUGGCAGGGAGGCCAGCUGGAGGCUCCAGCCCCGAAGGUGGAGAAGAUUCCGACCGAGAAGAUGGAAAUUACUGCCCUCCCAUCAAGCGAGAAAGAACAUCCUCUUUAACCCAGUUCCCACCUUCACAGUCAGUAUCAAAAAACAAUGUUUUUAUGCCAUCAACCUUCUGCGAGCCAUCUGCAGGCAAUUCUGACUCAGAACCAGAGGAAAAGAGCAGUGGAUUCCGGUUGAAGCCGCCAACAUUGAUCCACGGCCAGGCACCCAGUGCAGGUCUGCCAAGCCAGAAGCCCAAGGAGCAACAGCGGAGUGUGCUUCGCCCGGCAGUGUUACAAGCCCCACAGCCAAAGGCACUCUCACAGACCGCAGUCCCGAGCAGCGGCACCAACGGGGUCAGUAUCCCAGCAGACUGCACGGGGGCCGUGACAGCGACAUCACCCGACAACCCCGCACGGAGAAGUCCCUCCGAUGAGGUGCGAGCACUUGAGGAGAAAGAGCCCCAGAAAAAUGAGUCUAGCGAUACUUGUGAGGAGGAAAACUGUGAGAAAAAAGAGCAAGUUGCACAGCAGGCGUUUGUGUUCGGGCAGAACCUGAGGGACAGAGUCAAGUUAACAAAUGAGAACACUGAAGUAGCUGACAUGGAGAAUGCCGGACACCCCAGUUCAGAAACGCCAACUGCGACCAACUAUUUCCUUCAGUAUAUCAGCUCCAGUUUAGACAACUCGACCAAUAGUGCCGACACCGCCAGCAGCAAAUUCGUGUUUGGCCAGAACAUGAGCGAGCGUGUGCUGAGCCCACCCAAAUUAAAUGAAGUCAGUUCAGAUGCCACCAGGGAAAAUGCAGCUGCUGAGUCCGGGUCCGAGUCCUCAUCCCAGGAGGCCACCCCUGAGAAAGCUAAUAACAUUUCAGAGUCCCUGGCCGAGUCAGCAGCCGCCUACACCAAGGCAACAGCACGGAAGUGUUUGUUGGAAAAAGUGGAAGUCAUCACCGGGGAGGAGGCGGAGAGCAACGUGUUACAGAUCCAGUGUAAGCUGUUUGUCUUUGACAAGGCCUCGCAGUCGUGGGUGGAGAGAGGCCGGGGGCUGCUCAGGCUCAACGACAUGGCAUCGACUGAUGACGGGACGCUCCAGUCCCGACUAGUGAUGCGGACCCAGGGCAGCUUGCGACUGAUCCUCAACACCAAGCUCUGGGCCCAGAUGCAGAUCGACAAGGCCAGUGAAAAGAGCAUACGCAUCACAGCCAUGGACACUGAGGACCAGGGCGUGAAGGUUUUCCUGAUCUCAGCCAGUUCCAAGGACACGGGCCAGCUGUAUGCAGCCCUGCACCACCGCAUCCUGGCCCUGCGCAGCCGUGUGGAGCAGGAGCAGGAAGCCAAGAUGCCUGCCCCUGAACCUGGGGCAGCCCCGUCCAACGAGGACGACAGUGACGAGGACGUCCUGGCUCCAUCGGGGGCCACUGGAGGCGGUGCUGGCGAGGAAGGGGAGGGGCAGACGGCCGGAAGCACAUAGCGCCGGGAGCCGGCUGCCCACGAGCCUGCUGCUUUGUCCGUCUGCCCGCCCGCCCGCCCCGCCCCGCCAGCAGUGUGGAGGCGCGGGGCUCGGGAACCACACUCCCCGCUGGGUUGGCCACAGUUCGGAUCCGCAUGUCCCGUUCAGAAGCAGACUCGGGAACUGCCUGAAUGUGGUUUGGGACACGAGACCUCAUCAUAUUGAUGAGCAAAACGAAAAAGAACAUUUCUUCCCUCCCCUCCUUUGAAUUGAAAUGGCACAUUAAGACUUGUCACGGCUUCUCACUGGGACUGGGACACCUUGUUUCUUCACCCCUCUCUCCUCAUGUCCCCGGCCUCUCUGCCGCCGCCCAUCCAGGCCACCGGGUCUGUCCACACAAGUAUAAACACUGGGCCUGCUGGAUGCUCUGUUAACUACCGUAUUUCCAGUUUCCCACACUCUGAUUUGGGGCUUAUAUUUUUAGAUUUUUUUCCCCAAAGGCUUUGUGUUUGGUUUCUUAGGUUCAGACUCUCCUGUGCAUUGAGUGGGUGCAGCUCUGUCCUGGGCCACAUCUUCCUCCUCCCUCCCGGGCUCCUGGCCUCUGUGCUGGGGUGGGAGUCAGCCACCCCCUCACCUUGUUCCCCACCCAGGGUUGCUCCAGGCCCAGUCGUGGGGUAUUGAGGUGUUGGGCCCCAGACCUGGAAAGAGCUUAUCUAAAAAAGGGUCACUGGACCUGGGUGGGUCUCCACCCACCCUCCUGCCUUUUCCCAUCAUGUCGGUCACCCAUCAUCUGGCACCGAGAGGCAAACCUUCCUGCUGCUGGCCAUUCCUUGCCCAGCCCUGGACGACGUCACUGCCCCAAGACCAUCCAGGACCAGGGGCCCCUGUGAGAGGCAGAGGGGGACCUCAGCAGGACCUUUGAGGAGGGGGCAGGGGGCUGGUUCCAGGCAACCGGCCGUCUCCCACACUCACAGCACACACAGGAGUGGGUGCCGUGCCCACCACCACCCUGGAGCAUGGCCAGGAGCCAGCCGGGCUUCACCCACCUGGGGCGGCCUGUGAAGAAGGGCCCUGUGCACAGGGCUCCGAGGGAUUUCCAAGCAAAGUGCCCAGCCCCGCCCUCGGGGUGAGCGGAAGGCUUGUCUCCACAGCUGUGCCACCCACACCUCGGGUUGGUUGUGUGCAGCGUGAGCCUGAGCCAUGGGAAGACACCAAAGGCCCUCCCAGCAGAUCCAGUCACACUUCUCUGCUUUAAGCCUUAGCCAACUAGUGACAAGUAAAACCAGAUAAUGCCCAUGUGUUUUGGAACAUUUAUGUAAGAUUGUCAUAUGAAAUGUAUUUGGGAACUACAUUAAAACUUUUAACUAAAA